Rhinolophus ferrumequinum (greater horseshoe bat) is the source of this 3702-nucleotide messenger RNA. RefSeq names its product zinc finger protein 264. The coding region runs from base 336 to 2213 and encodes 625 amino acids. The record is from RefSeq and is a predicted model, not a curated record. The transcript has 4 exons. NCBI's taxonomy places the organism in Eukaryota, Metazoa, Chordata, Mammalia, Chiroptera, Rhinolophidae. Gene Ontology annotation, biological process: regulation of cytokine production; negative regulation of transcription by RNA polymerase II; regulation of immune system process.
GCCAUUUGCCUCUGCAGUUCGGUUCCAGACUCCCGACUGGUCGAACAGUGUGCCAGCGCCUCUUCUCAGACAUUUGGUCGGCUCUCCUUUCCGAGCAGGGGAAGCGGGUAGGAAUCACCUCCGAGCCUGUGUACGGGCCUCGACUCCCCAUAACGGGUGUGUCGCCAGGUCGUCCUCCAGGCCGCGGCCUCCCCGGGGCUUGUGCACCCGCCGUUCAUCCCCGUAGUCGCCAAGGGCUGCCCCCUGGGUGUUGUUCGCCCUUUCCGCUGAGGACACUGCGGCUCGGAGAGCGACGAUCAGUAGAGGUCGCCCGGGUGCUCGACCUUCAGGGUCUCAUGAUGGCGAUGUCGCCGACCCACCACCAGACACAGGUGUCUGUGACCUUUGAGGAUGUGGCGGUGACUUUCACCCAGGAGGAGUGGGGGCACCUGGACCCGGCCCAGAAGAUCCUGUACCAGGAGGUGAUGCUGGAAAACUGUGGACUUCUCGUGUCUCUGGGGUGUCCUAUUCCCAGACCUGAGCUGAUCUACCACCUGGAGCAGGAGCUAUGGACAGUGAAGAAAGACCUCUCGCAAAGCACCUGUCCAGGUGACAAAGAGAAAUUGAAGACCACAGAACUUACCAGUUGUGAGCCAGUCCUGUCUGAGGGAGCCUUACUUCAGGAACAAGUAACACAAAAAGUUCCAGGGGAGUCCCAGGUGGACCAAACCAAGGAUCGGAAUGGGCCAUCGGAAUUGAAGAGAGGACACUUGACAUCAGGAAUAGACCUCCAGAAGGAGAAACUCCCUGGGAACCCUGAACAUGGCUGCUUAAGGACAGCUUAUGGUGUGUGUUCAAGGAUUGUACAGGAGCCAGUCUCUCCAGGACGUGCUGUUCUUGACCAUGACUCACAUAAAUCAGGUAAAGAUCCCAUGGUUCAGGAAGAGGAAAAUAUCUUUAAAUGCAAUGAAUGUGGGAAAGUUUUUAAUAAGAAACACCUUCUUGCUGGACAUGAAAAGAUUCACUCAGGAGUGAAGCCCUAUGAAUGCACAGAGUGUGGGAAAACGUUUAUUAAGAGCACACACCUCCUUCAACACCACAUGAUCCACACGGGAGAGAGGCCUUAUGAGUGCAUGGAGUGUGGGAAGGCCUUCAACCGCAAGUCAUACCUUACACAACACCAGCGGAUUCACAGUGGCGAGAAGCCCUAUAAGUGCAAUGAAUGUGGAAAGGCCUUCACCCACCGCUCCAAUUUUGUCCUGCAUAAGAGGAGACACACUGGAGAAAAACCCUUUGUGUGCAAAGAAUGUGGGCAAGUUUUUCGACAUAGGCCAGGAUUUCUUCGACAUCACAUCAUCCACAGUGGUGAGAAUCCCUAUGAAUGCUUCGAAUGUGGCAAGGUCUUCAAACAUAAAUCAUACCUCAUGUGGCACCAGCAGACUCACACGGGGGAGAAGCCCUAUGAGUGUAGUGAGUGUGGGAAAGCCUUCUGUGAGAGUGCAGCCCUCAUUCACCACUACGUCAUCCACACGGGGGAGAAGCCUUUUGAGUGCCUUGAGUGUGGGAAGGCCUUCAACCACAGGUCGUACCUCAAGAGACACCAGCGGAUACACACGGGAGAAAAGCCUUUUGUAUGCACUGAGUGUGGAAGGGCCUUCACCCACUGUUCCACUUUUAUCUUACAUAAAAGGGCCCACACUGGAGAAAAACCGUUUGAGUGCAAAGAAUGUGGGAAAGCCUUCAGCACUAGGAAAGAUCUCAUUCGACAUUUCAGCAUUCACACGGGGGAGAAGCCCUAUGAGUGCAGUGAGUGUGGGAAGGCCUUCAACCGCAGGUCAGGCCUCACAAGGCACCAGCGGAUUCACAGUGGAGAGAAGCCCUAUGAAUGCAUGGAGUGUGGGAAAUCCUUUUGUUGGAGCACAAACCUCAUUCGACACGCCAUCAUCCACACUGGAGAGAAGCCCUAUAAGUGCAAUGAGUGUGGAAAGGCCUUUAGUCGCAGCUCAUCCCUGAGUCAGCAUCAAAGGAUGCAUUCUGGGAGAAACCCUGUCAGUGUAACAGAAGUGGGAAGACCCUUCACAAGUGGGCAGACUGCAGUCACUCUCCGAGAACUCCUUUUGGGGAAAGACUUUUUGAAUGUAACCACGGAGGAAAAUGUUUUGCCAGAGAAAACAUCUACCACAGCAUCUGAUUGUACAUACCAAAGAGAAACUCCACAAGUAUCUUCAUUGUGAGAAAGCCUUUUGUUGCGGAUCAUUACUUGUCAUGUGAAGGUACAUUUCAGAAAUUGACCCAGCCUAGAGCCUUAGUCUGCAUCUGAGAAUUCAACCAUGAGGGAGACACUAGUCUUACUGUGCACCAAGGAGAACCUUCACAUACAUAUUUCUACUUAGUUUACACUGCAGUGUUAUCUCAGGAAAUUUUUUUAAUCAAGGAGACUUAGAAGAGAAAAUGCAAUGAGAUUUCUUUGUCAAGACUAUGGCACUUUGUCACGGAUUACUUACUUGGGGCAAGGGGAAUGUUGUCUCAGGGGUAAAGGGCCUUGACCCUUUAUGUGUCUUGUAUACAUUCAUUGUUGUCCAGCGUCACGAGAUUUAGAUGGUUGAGGGCAGAUAUUUAAGGAGCUAAGGAUACACAUAUGAAUGGGCAUAUUCUAUUGUAUGAGUUAGGACUAUUAAGGCUUUGGUUAUUAAAAAACAUUCUUUAUGGGAUUUUAAAACCUAAUACAUCUUAAUCCCAAUGUAUUGUUUUCUGUAGCUGUAAUGUAAAUCUUUGAAGUGUGUAAAGUGAUUCAUUUCUCUUUAUUAUUUAAAAUUGACUUAGCUUUCUUAAUUCCUUUGACUUUUCAUAUGAAUCUUAGCAUAAGUUUGUCUAGUCUUACAAAAAUAAAUCUUGCUCUCAUUUUGAUAGAAAUUGAUUUAAAUCUGUACAUCAAUUUGAUAAUUGGCGUGAUGAACACAAACAUGAUAUAAUUGCAUUUACUUAAGUAAUUCUUCACUUAUUUCAUUAGAAUUUUAAAAGUUUCAAUAUACUGGUUCUGAUAAAUUUUGUUAGGAUUUGUACCUAGGUUUUUGUUUUCUUUCCUUUUUUUUUUUUUUUUUUUGAGUGAUAGUAAAUGGAAUAGUUUUUUAAACUUUAGUUUUCCACAUGAUCUUUGCUGUUACACAGAAAUGUAAUUGUUCUGGUAUCCACAACCUGAACUCAGUUAUUAUUGGCCAUUUGUUUGGAUAGAAUCCUUGGGAUUUUCUACCCAGAAAAGACAGCUGCAAAUAGAGUUUUAUUUCUUGCUUCCCAAUUUCUAUACCUCUUAUUUCCUUUUCUUGUCUUACUACACUAGCUAGGAUUUCCAGUAGGAUGUUGAAUAGGAGUAAUAAGGAAUGAUAUCCUUGAUUGGUUUCUGAUAUUGGGGGAAACACUCAGUUUUUCAUCAUUAAGUACGAUGAUAGUUAUAAGUUGUUUUCAUAGAGUUUUCUUAUCAAAUUUAGAAAGUUUCCUUCUAUUCCUAAUCUGAGAUUUUUUCUUUUGUUAUGAGUAUUGGAUUUUGUUAAAUACUUUAUCUCCAUUAAUUGACAUCAUCUGAUUUUUCCCUGUAUGGCCUGUUGAUAUGAUGGCAUUGCAUUAAUUGUGUUGUGAAUAUUGAACUAGCCUUGCAUUCUUGGAAUAAACCCCAUUUAGUUGUGGAGUAUGAUUCUUUUUACAUACUAUAUUAAAGCAUUCCAUUUG